AUGGUGGAUCAUCCAGUUAUGGCUUCCUCAACCAAGAAACCUAUCUUCAUCAUAGAUCUGUCUGGACAAAACUCAAAUCCUUAUCUUCCGAACAAGUUUGCUAGGUCAAAUGGUCUGAACAACAGACAGUGUGAGAUCGAUCUAAGGAACGAACAUGGAAAGUCUUGGACUCUUGAUCUUACACACAACAAAACAACUGGUCAAGCAUUUGUCCGUAACGGUUGGACUACUUUCUGUAUAUCAAAUGGGAUCAAAGCAGAAUCCUUUUGUAGAUUCAAACUUGUCCAAAACGGAACAAAACCUGUGUUACAGUUGUGUCCCAACACUGAAGGUGGUAGUGAGAUUAAAUCCAAGGAGAGCUCAGAGCCUGCUUUAAUGAAUCAGAACAAGAUUGUGGCAUUAGAAUAUAAACCUUACAUGUUGAGAGGUCGACUUCUUAUUCCUGCAUCAUUUGGAAGAGCUAAUGGGAUUAAGGAAGCGGGAGAGAUAACUAUAGUGAAUAAAGAUGGCGUGGAGUGGAAGUUACAUCUAGGUCACAUGAAGAGAGAUGAAACAUUUUACAUUACAGGUUUAAAAGAAUGCUUUGUAGCCAAUGAGAUAAAGAAAGUUGGUGAUGGCUUCACACUAGAGGCUAUCAGAGGAGGAACUAAUCCUAUUCUCAAGAUCUGCUCCAAGGAAGCAUCAUUUGAUAGCUAUAAGACUCCACAGCCAAGGAUGAUUCAAGCAUCACGAGAUAAGGAAACUAGAGUACAAAAGAAAGCUCGAGUUUCUGCAGAAGCAGGACCAUCUCGCCGAACUAGGGCAUUAAACAAAUCAAGUGCUGGUCCAGCAAACUUGAAGGGCAAGCAACCUCUUCAACCUUGCUCAAUCUCUGAUCAGGUAGCAAAGGUGAAGCAGAGUGUUGUGGAUGCUUUAACUGAUGUAAGACAGUUUCGGUCAGAGCUCGAGAUAAAGGAACAUAAUCUAGAAGAUGCGCUGCUGGAAAUCGAUGUGUUAGGUAUGAUAUAA
This is a messenger RNA of Eruca vesicaria subsp. sativa (arugula), 1008 nucleotides long. NCBI's taxonomy places the organism in Eukaryota, Viridiplantae, Streptophyta, Magnoliopsida, Brassicales, Brassicaceae. The record is from the annotation of a GenBank genome assembly.